Molecule: messenger RNA, 3811 nt
Organism: Alligator sinensis (Chinese alligator)
Lineage: Eukaryota; Metazoa; Chordata; Crocodylia; Alligatoridae
Gene: PRMT9
Product: protein arginine methyltransferase 9
Exons: 12
Coding region: 252-2309 (685 amino acids)
Biological process (GO): peptidyl-arginine methylation
Molecular function (GO): protein-arginine omega-N monomethyltransferase activity; protein binding
Source: RefSeq, a predicted model, not a curated record
CUGCAGCGCAUGCUCAGUGGGAAACGCAGCUUCGCAGGCCUCCCGGUCAGGCUGUAGGGUUCCUUCCGGCGCUAAGAUGGCGGCGCCCAGGUGCUGUUUCCGCCCUGCGCGGGGGGUGAACGACGGCGGCCGGGAAGUCAGUGCCGAGCGCCUCGUGUGAAAACCCAGUUGCGUGGGGGUUGCAGCGGCAUGCGGAGGUGAAGCCUGGAGCAGUGGUCACCGGAAGAGCUUCACAUUUCCCUAGGAUCAAAAUGCUCAAUUCUAGAGCCAGAUCACAUCGAGGCCUCAGAAGUGGCCGGGAAGCCAGCAGACAAGAGCUGGUUUCUAGAUCUUUACAGAGUGCUCAGCAUUGUCUGGAAAACCAGGAUUUUGGAACUGCUUAUGCUCAUUAUCUCCUGGUACUGAAUCUUGCUCCUGAACUAAAAAAUGAUGUCAAGGAAACAUUUCAGUAUACCCUUUUCAAGUGGGCAGAAGAGUUAGAUUCUCUUGCAAGAAUUCAAGACCUGUUUAACUGCUAUGAGCAGGCCCUAGAAUUGUUUCCAAAUGACGAAGUAAUAUGUAACAGCAUGGGGGAACAUCUCUUCAGAAUGGGCUUUAGGGAUGAAGCAGCUGGAUAUUUCCAUAAAGCAGUGAAGCUAAAUCCUGACUUUGCUGAUGCAAAGGAAAAUUUUUACCGUGUUGCAAACUGGCUGGUUGAACGUUGGCACUUCAUCAUGCUGAAUGAUAUCAAGAGGAAUCUGACUUACCAGAAAGCAGUAGAGAAGAUGGUCCACUCAGGAUGCAAAUCUGUUCUAGAUAUAGGAGCAGGAACAGGAAUACUGAGCAUGUUUGCCAAAAAGGCUGGAGCUCUUCAUGUUUAUGCUUGUGAGUUAUCAAAGACCAUGUAUGAACUCGCUUCCGAUGUUAUAACAGCAAAUAAUAUGGAAGGAGAGAUUAAACUGAUGCAUAUGAAGUCACUUGAUUUAGAAAUUCCAAAGCAUAUACCUGAAAGAGUUUCCCUGGUUGUCACAGAGACUGUAGAUGCUGGAUUAUUUGGAGAAGGAAUUGUGGAGAGUUUGAUACAUGCUUGGGAGCAUUUGCUUUUACAGCCAAAGGUAGGUGAUCCCAAAAAUAACGAUGUUAGUUUUGAAGACUAUGGACAAGUUAUUCCUGCAGGUGCUACUGUAUUUGGAAUGGCAGUGGAAUGCAAAGAAAUACGCAGACACCACAGAGUGGGAAUACAAGAAGUUGCCAGUGUGCGUUUGGCAGACACAGUGGAGUUCUGUAGUCCAACACAUGCUUCUGUAAACUCAGAGGAGACUCUUGAACCUUACACCACAGAAAAACUCAGUAGAAUUCCUGGGGGUUACAUGCCUCUGACAGAACCCUUUCAAGUCAUGACAGUGGAUUUCAACAAUCUCCAGGAACUGAAAAACCUUGCUACUAGAAAACCUUGCAAGAUCAGCGUACCCAUCACUCGAGGAGGACUGUUGGAUGCUGUUGUGGUGUGGUUUGUGCUACACCUUGAUGAUGAACACACUCUGUCUACAAGUCCCAGUGAGGAAACUUGCUGGGAACAGGCAGUCUACCCUGUACAGGGCCUUCUUGAUUACUCCAGGAAACCCGGAGACAUUGUGGUGCUGGAAGUAAGCUGCCAGGACUGCUAUUUGAGGAUCCAGAAGAUUUCCGUUUCCCCUUCAGAGUGCAGAAUGGAUGUUGAAAGGGAGAAUACACCAGCUUUGGGCAAUGAGGCUGAGCUGUGUAGUGCCCUUGCUAGUCUUCAGACUGCCAGCAAACUAGAUAGAGUGGGUUGUGAAUGUGUGCUGGAAUCAACUGAAAUUGCUUUACUGAACAAUGUGGCAUAUCAUGAAUGCUUUAAAGCUGCCAUUAGCAAAGUAUUGUCAUCUUUUUCCUCAAAUACAGAACUGCAGUCAAUGGAUGUUGAUGGCAGUGAAAGGAACCUCGGGGAGAGUCAAAACAAGGAUUCCUUGCAGACAAGCACUGACCCUUUUUAUAUUUUAGAUGUGUCUGAGGGCUUUUCAAUUCUGCCAAUAAUUGCAGGUAAACUUGGGCCAGUGAAAGCUUACAGUUCUGUUGAAAAACAACAGCACCAAAUAGCCCUUAAUAUAAUUUCAGAAGCCAACCAUUUCCCAAAAGAAACAUUAGAGUUUUGGCUCAGCCACUUAACAGAUGAGAGUUCGGUGUUGCAGAGACCCAAAUCUGAUAAAUUGUGGAGUAUUAUAAUCCUGGAUGUCAUAGAAGCUUCUGGCUUAAUCCAGCAGGAGGUGAUGGAAAAGGCAGCAAUAUCCAGGCUGCUUGGUUGUGGUUAGAAGAGACUGAAAUUAAGAGGCUGAUAACAUGGGAGCUGGAAUGGUCAGAGGCAGAGAAUAAGAAAAAGGUAGAACAAGCUGAAAUAAAGCAGCAAAGCAAGAGAGAAACUAAGAUGUAACAUCUAAAAGUAUCAAGGAGGACACACAGAAAAGAAUGUAAGAAGUUAUGGAACUGAAUAGGGGGAGCAUUUUGUUCUGUUGUGGUUUUUUUUGAUGGGGAGUUUUUUCUGGUAGAGCUGAGUAGCAUCCAUCCAUCUAGGACGAUGAUGAUUUUAGUGAGUUAACCCUUGUGGUGACUUGCUUGCAUAGGGAACAAAAAAAGGGAGUUAGUUUUUAUUUUUGUCGUGUGCAUGUGUUUUCAUUUCAGUUUUCACGAGCUGUCAAAGUGUGUUUAAGAAAGAAGUAAAUCUCCUAUUUUUCCCAUGAAUUGUACUUGCUAGCAGCUAUAUAAAAGGAGAUCAUGCAGAUUCUGAAUUUUGUUUGUUGUUUUGAAGAACUCGGAUUUUUUCCUUGAUGCUUUUGCUCUUAACAGUGCUGUGAUUUGUGGCUGUGGAGUGAAGCGGUCUCCCAGAUUUAAUACAUAAAACACUCAUUCUAUGAGCAAGGUCCUACUCUACCAAUUAAACACAUAAGUGCAAUCCUGUUUUACCCUGCUCACGUUCCUGUAAAAAAAUCACGUACCUGUUUUUGCAACAUGCUGUCAUAAAGUAACCUUAAGUCAAAAAAGAAAAGGGCAGGAAGGCCUUGUUUAUAAGCUGUUUUUCAGAUACUCAUGUAGGGGGAAUGGGAUCUGAUCCUAUGAGUCUGUAUUUUGUAUUGGUAAAAAUGUUUUUGUUAAAUAUUUUUUAAAAGCAACAUUGUUGGCAUCAUAAAUCUGUCUGAUAUAUCUAAUUGGCAUUGGCCUGAAUGAACAGCUGGCCACUUCUGUUUUGCACAGUGGAUUGACUUUUACAGGUGAGAUUUGCUUUCUUCUUAACUGUCGUUCCAGUGAUCUGUUCCAUCAUCAUCUUCCAGUUUUACUCUCAGCUUUUUUUUACCACUCCUUUAGCACUGGCUUGGGACUCACUGUUACAAAUAAACCAGACAUUUAUACUUGAACACAACCUAUGUCACCUUCACCAUUCAGUAUACACAUUUUAGGUCCUCAUUCUAAUUCUGGGCAAGCGUUUAUGCAGGGAUUGCCUUUCUCUAGCUCUUCCACUGUUCCUUAUAUACCUGCCAGAUUGAUGUGCGGGUAUCAUUGGUUGGUUCAUUGGUUCUAACAGUGUUAGAUGAUAGAAAGUCAAAAUAUUUGUAAUCAGUCUUCCAAAUAAAACGUGUAAACAAGUUGCCAAAAAUUCAGGUGACAUGAAUAAUUCUAUUAGACUCCAAUUCAGGGGAGCCCUUAUAAAUAAUGGAACUCAAGUGCUAAUGUAAGUGAUCUUGAAUUCAGUACCUUACAGUAGCUUAUUUCCUUGGAACUGGAAACAUGCAGAAGCAGUAAUAAAACCCCUCUUUUCUUU